AUGCCUCGUAUUCCUCCGCCGCUGAGAAGUCUUAUGAUGAUUCGUCGACGUGGCAAACUUGUGCGCUCGCGACGUGGAUCGGCAGCAUUGAUCAGCUCUCAUCAGCAUUUUAGAAGCAUCUGCAGCACUUUUCAGCGCACAUUUGCUGCAUCCAACAGUAUUCACAUUGAGAAGGAGGUUGUAGUCAACAAGUGGCGUAAAGUAGCGGCUGUCGGCACCGCUAUGGGGGUUUUCGUGCUUGCCAGUUUGUCAAUGGAGCAGGAAUCAAGUGCCGCCAUGGAAAACGCUAAUGUGUAUAAAAUUAGACGCGGAGGCAAUAUUCACGACGAGUACAAGAUAUUGGACGAGAUUGUGGGUGAAGGAGGCUAUUGUGUUGUACAGAAAGGCAUUGACAAACGAACUGGCGAGCUGGUUGCUGUCAAGAUGUUGAGCAAAAGCGCGACUUCUGCUCGAGAAUUCUGGAGCGAGGUAGACGUGCUUCGUGUGGCUGGGCAGCACCCGAAUAUCUUGCAGCUACGGGGUACCUUUGAGACGGAAUGCUGCUGGUUUAUUGUUCAGGAACUAGCGCAGGGUGGCGAAUUAUUUGACCAUUUAGUCGCUACUGGAGCAUACUCAGAGCAACAGGCAAGUAAUACGAUUCGACAAUUGUGUGAUGCAUUGCAAUACUUGCAUCGCAAAGGAAUUGUGCAUGGGGAUAUCAAGCCCGAAAACGUUUUGUUACACAACGGCCGCAUGUGUCUCGUAGAUUUUGGCGUAUCAUUUCGAAUGGGUGAGCGGUUUUUCUAUGAUUCUCAUUUGAUGGGAACGGUAGCAUAUGCAGCACCAGAGACUCUGGAGCAUGGCGCUUUAAUCCAUAAAAUAAAGACUAAGGAAAAAGCCCGAGCUAAUGGCGAGAUUGUCCAGUCAAUCGAUGAUGAGGAGGAUUACGAAGCGCAAGCCGGUCCUGAUGCUAUCAAAUUUGGACCAAAAGCUGACAUGUUUGCGCUGGGGAUAGUGUUGUACAUUUUGUUGUGUGGUUCACAUCCAUUUGACACAUAUAACAAUCUAUCAGACGAAGAGAUCCGAAAAAGGAUAUUAAAGGGCAAAUUUUGUACCCAGUCCCGUGCUUGGCAGUCAAUCUCGCCGUCUGCCCGUGACUUGAUACAAAAGCUGCUUGAGAUUGACCCAAACAAGCGCUUAAGCGCUGAGCAAGCGUUGCAGCAUCCCUGGCUCCGAAAUCAUGCCCAACUUAGUUGUGAGCCAAUGAAAAAUUCAGCUGAGCUGCUCGAAAAGUUCCAGCGUGGACGUCGUCGAUUACGUGCGAGUAUCUUGGCCGUUCUGCUACUGGAUGCGAUGGCUGAUGAUUUGGAUGAGAAUGAGAAUCAAGAGCUAGAGAAUGUUAAACGCAGUUUUGCUUGGGGCCUUAGCUCAAGUGUUGAAGCCUUGACUGAAAAGACGCAUGCUUUGUUAUCCACGUUGCAUUUUUUUGACAAGGAAGGCAAGGGAUUUAUCUCGAAAAAGGAUCUUGCGCGUGUUAGUGAAAGUUUUGGGAAACACAUGAGUGACAAUGAGCUCAAUGAAAUGCUUGUGGGGGGUACUGGUGACCCAGAACAGAACGCAUCGUCUGUUAAUGCGGUCGACUAUGACAAUGUGAAAAUGACCAUCUCCACGUUGCGAUCCGCUACUUAUCGCCCAGGAGAGGCCAUUAUUCAAGAAGGUCAUGCUGGAGCCCACAAUGUGUACUUACUGCUUGAUGGAGAGGUCGAAGUUUCGUGUAGAAACCCAAUAAAGAAAUUGGUGCCCAUCGAUACGUCGGAUAAAGACCCUUCGAGUGAUUUUACAUACGACCAGUCUGAAGAUUUUGCUGGUCUACUGUCACGACCGUCGUGGCAAGGUUUCAUCAAAACGCAAUCUCCUUCGUCAGGACAGGAGGAAAUGAAGCUGAGACGGUUGCCAAAAGGAACAUAUUUUGGUGAGAUUGAGCUGGUACGACCGGACGGACGCUUUUUACCAAGAAUUGCAACCUAUCGAUGUGCUGAAGGAAGCGACAAACCGUGCAAAGUUUUGCAAGUUGUGGCAGAUGACUAUCUGAAUCUAAAAGGAACUUAUGAGUCGAUCAAUCAUCGCUUAGAAGAGACUGCGCAUCGUCAUAUUCAGCAACACUUAUUUAAAUGUUUAGAAGCUGCCAAGGGGUCGGUCAGAAUUCGCACAUUCAAUACCGGUGAUUAUAUCUAUAAGGAAGGUGAUCCUUGUGAUUCGGUUUAUAUUAUUGUCGACGGUCAGGUCGAAGUGCUGAAGCUAUUGAAGGGAGUUGUAGUGGAAGAGUUGCAUCCAGGUGACUACUUUCCAUUAGGUGUGUCGGGGCAGACGCAAGCAUCUAAGAUUGUGACUCGCAACUCGAGUGUGCGUUGUACUCAGCCUGUUAAAGUGGUGGAAAUUGGCGGAGAGACUUUUCGGAGUUUCUUAAGCAGUAAUAAGUUUCUGGCAGCUUAUUUUCGAGAAGAAGUCAUGGCGCGGGAGAAGAAGCGACUUAAGCGACUUUUGAAGGCAUAA
Molecule: messenger RNA, 2532 nt
Organism: Plasmopara halstedii
Lineage: Eukaryota; Oomycota; Peronosporomycetes; Peronosporales; Peronosporaceae
Product: camk protein kinase
Exons: 2
Coding region: 1-2532 (843 amino acids)
Biological process (GO): intracellular signal transduction; peptidyl-serine phosphorylation; protein autophosphorylation
Cellular component (GO): nucleus; cytoplasm
Molecular function (GO): calmodulin binding; ATP binding; calcium ion binding
Source: RefSeq, a predicted model, not a curated record